CACGCAAACGACCUCUUCUCAUUAUCAAAUAUCAACUCAUCUUCAAAAAUCAUAAAUACCCACAAAGAAAAGAUAUGACAAAAGUUCAUCCAAAAUUCCAAAACACUUGCGAGGAGAGCUUGUGCGAUAGUAAGGAAGCUGUCGUUUUAACGGUGUGGAAGAAGUCCCUUCUCUUCAACUGUGAUGGCUUCACAGUUUACAACUCCAAUGGAGAACUUGUCUUUAGGGUCGACAACUACAUGAACUGUCCUAAAGAUAACAUCGUCCUUAUGGACGCUUCCGGCCUACCCCUCCUCUCCAUCCGCCGCAAGAAGUUGAGCCUUGGAGAUUGGUGGAUGGUAUACGAUGGAGAAACACAAAGAGAUCCAAUAUUUACGGCAAAGAAAAACGUUAGUAUAAUGACAAACAAGAAGAGCUUGGUGUCAGUUAGCUCGAAGAAGACAGUACUAUACGAGAUAGAAGGAUCAUACAGCCAAAGAAGCUGCAAAAUAUUGGACGAGAGGAGGAACAAGAAGAAAACGGCGGAAAUCAAGAGGAAAGAGGCAAUGGUUGGAGGAGUUUCAUUUGGCAAAGAUGUGUUCAAACUUAUAGUUGAACCGGAGAUGGAGCCUUGUGUGGCCAUGGCAUUGACCAUCAUCCUCGACCAAAUGUAUAGAUAUUGAUUUUCUUACAUUUUCAAGCUUUGUACGUAUAUACUAGUCCUCUUUUUGUCAUGUAAUUUAUGUGUAUUUUGCUACUGGUGGACGCGGACUGGAUAUCUAAAUUUUUGAAGAUAUUCAUAAUCCACUUCACUUCAUCCAAAUCAUAAUCUUUAUGAUUUGUAUUUGUUCGGUUAUCAUUUA
This is a messenger RNA of Brassica oleracea var. oleracea, 842 nucleotides long. RefSeq names its product protein LURP-one-related 8-like. The record is from RefSeq and is a predicted model, not a curated record. NCBI's taxonomy places the organism in Eukaryota, Viridiplantae, Streptophyta, Magnoliopsida, Brassicales, Brassicaceae. The transcript is spliced from 2 exons. The coding region runs from base 75 to 662 and encodes 195 amino acids.